AUGGAGUGCUUUGCUGACCACAGUUUCUUGGAGGAAUUAUUAGCUCUAAGAAGUGAACCCAUUUGGGAAGCAGUUUCCAUUACCGACGAGUUCUGUAACAACGGCGGCUGGAGUAGUAAUAAUACUACCAAUUUGCCUAAUUUUGCUCCAAAUUCAUCCAUGGAAAGUUAUUUCACCCUGCCCACCAGCAAAAUUGAGCAGAACCAGAGCCUGAAUUACUGUUCUUUGUUCACAGAGUGUUAUAAUUACGGCCCAUUUGGAGAUGAAUUGUCAUCUCCGCCGGAUUUGAUGGAUUCCACUUACGCCACCAACAAGCUUGAGAACCCGCCGUUUCCUUCGCCGGGAGAUUUGUCGUCCAUCGUCGGAGAUGAGAUUACUCAGGCCGCCGGCUUGCUCAUCAGGAAUUCCCUUCCCGAUUUCGAAAUCCCAGAUGUUAAAACAUGCGGAAUUGAGCUCAAGGAGUACUCUGAGUCUCCGCCGUUAAUUCCGUCCACCGCAAACCAGGCGGCGGCGGCGGCGCAGCCAGUUUUCGACAUGGGUAUUCCGCCGGAAAGGGAGGGUAAAACGAGGAAACCCAAUAAUGGGCAGCCGUCAAAGAACCUCAUGGCUGAAAGAAGGCGGAGGAAACGCCUCAAUGAUCGGCUCUCCAUGCUCAGAUCAGUUGUUCCAAAAAUAAGCAAGAUGGACAGAACAGCAAUUCUGGGCGAUACAAUCGAUUAUAUGAAAGAGCUUCUUGAAAGAAUCAAAGGUCUACAGGAAGAAGAAAAGGGUGUGGGGUCAAAUCAUGAUGAACCAAGUUUGAUGAGCAUCUUCAAGGAUGUGAAGCCCAAUGAAGUUUUAGUACGAAAUUCACCCAAGUUUAACGUGGAGAAAAGCAAUAGGGAAACAAGAAUAGAGAUAUGUUGUGCAGGAAAGCCUGGCCUUUUGCUGUCAACAUUGACUACUCUAGAUGCUUUAGGACUUGAGCUUCAACAGUGUGUCAUCAGUUGCUUUAACGAUUUUACCCUCCAUGCUUCCUGUUCUUCUGAGGAAAUGGAGAGAAUGGGAAUAUUGAGUUCGGAGGAUAUUAAACAGGCACUUUUUAGAAAUGCUGGAUAUGGAGGACGAUGUUUUUAG
Molecule: messenger RNA, 1116 nt
Organism: Oldenlandia corymbosa var. corymbosa
Lineage: Eukaryota; Viridiplantae; Streptophyta; Magnoliopsida; Gentianales; Rubiaceae
Source: the annotation of a GenBank genome assembly